AUGGCAUCCCGGAUCAAGCCAAUCCAGGACCUGAGUGAUCAGGGCGAACAGGACCGAGUAGCCAGCGAGCUACUUAACGAGAACAAGAAGGUUUGGAAUCAGAAACCCGAUAUCAAGCGCGCGGCCUGGCUUACCCAUUCCUCCAAUUACAAGAACCAGAAAUCCUCCGCUCUCGUCGUCGAAUUCUCCGACCCGAGGCAUGCAAACGAGGCAAUCAUGAAAGGGACUAUUUGGGCCAGCGAUAGCCGGAUGACUGUUCUAUACGAUAGGAACGCGCGGAUUCGGCGAUACUUCAAAUGUCAGCAAUAUAGACAUAUAGGAAUCGUUUGUUCGAAUAAAACAACCUGCGGCCUCUGUGCCGAAGGCCACGAGACCCGGUCUUGCGUACAGAGGUCUGCCACCGGAAGCCAGAGACGCAAAUGCGCUGGAUGCGGCGAAGCGCACGCCGCCUGGUCGAAGGUUUGUACGAGGUACGUAACGGAGCAGGAGCGGGUGCAAACUGCAGCUCAAUAUCGGCAGUCCCUAUGCCGUAUCCCGCCCUAUCUACAGGAUUAUCCCUCCGUGGUUAGCGACACGGAGACCUCUAGCCCGCCCAACAGCGAGGGGCGGGCUGUGGGAUCUGGGGAACAGAGGGAGAGAUGGACCCGGUCAAUCAGCCGGCCAGCGGAGCGGAAUCGCUCUACAGUAAGAUUUCAAGAAGGAUCUAUACCGCUAUAUAGCUCGCAGGAACUUGCCCCUGUACAGCAAGAAGAGGCCCUAAUAGACCUAAGCCCGGAGAUGGACGUGGAUCUUACCCCGUCUGAGAUAGAACCGUCGAUUGCCCAGCAAAUCAACAUGAUCAGCGAACCGGAGACGCCCGCACCAGUGACCCCUGCCCCCAGAGAUCGUACCUUGAGCAAGAGGCGCCCCCGCAGCGUCACCUCCUUGCGGGCAACGAGGCGAAACGCUAGACACCAUGUAACGCAGGAAGCCGCCCCCUUUGCCAUUUCGCCUGCUACAGGGGAUACCCCUCCAGCGAAGAGGACCCGAAGCAAGCAGCCAACCUACCGAGAACAAUCAAUAUCGACUAGCGAUAUCACUAGCGACAACGCAGUGACAGCCCUCCUAAAAUCGCCGGAGGCAUCUCUUAUCCCUGUACCUACCCCCUCAGGGCAUUCGACCACGAUGGUCUUAGCCGAGGAUAACACGCUUGCCCGCUCAAUAUCAAGGAAACGGGACGAGCGGGCACGCGUGUGCCUCUUUAUUUCGCGACAAAUCGACUUUAAUACCUGGAAACAUAUACCCCAUUCGAGAGACAUUCAAGAGCUUGAUCUGACCGAUGCUGAUAGCAAGCGGCUUCGCAUUUUCAAUAUAUAUAAUCGACCUGCCGAGAUUAGCAUAGGUACCUUAGGCCUGGUCAGUAACUUCACUACUAACAAUACUAACGAUCACGUCCUCCUACUGGAGGACUUCAACCUUUACCACCCGGCCUGGGGCGGCGAGAAUGCCGCCCGGGAUACCCUUUCUAACCAGUUACUUGACUUAAGCGAUAGAAGGUGCCUGGAUCUCUGGCUAGAGCCGGGCACUACCACCAGAGACGAAGCCGGAGCGAAGACCACGAUCGACUUGGUCCUCGGCUCGCAGGGCCUGACCCCUAGACUCGUUACCUGUGAGGUCACUGAAAAGAUUUACGCAGAUUCCGAUCACCUACCUAUACGGACCCUUAUCGACAUCCAAACCAAGAUUCCGGAGGCGCAACGGCGCCGCAACUGGAAGGCGUGCAAAGUAAAAGAACUACAGACUUUUGUAGACCUGAACUUACACAGUAAAGCCUUUCCACUUGAGAAUAAGCAGCACAUUGAACUCGCAAUAGAGUUUCUUAUUGAAACGAUAACGGCCUCGCAGAAACUGCAGAACAGAAAGUUGAAGCAUUCCAGAAGGUUUUCUUUCCUCAUUGCAGACCUUUCCGAUAUCCCUACGACCUCCCUACCUCGGCAACUUGGCUUCCCGGAUCUUGCCGAACACAAGGUGCUGCGCUGCAUCCGAAAGGUGCCUCCUGACAAGGCUCCCGGGCCUGACGGCAUCCCUAAUAAGGUCUGGCACUGUCUAAGUAAGGUUUCCUCCUUUGUGAAGGCGCUCACGGGUAUCUUUAAUGCCUGUAUCCGGCUCGGGCAUAAUCCCGGAUACUUUCAGCAAUCUAUAACGGUAGUCCUCCGUAAGGCCGCGCCACGGGAUUAUCGGCUCGUCAAAUCCUACCGGCCUAUUGCCCUCUUGAACACACUCGGUAAGAUUCUAGAGGCGGCAAUCGCCACCCGCAUAGCUUACGCAUUGGAGGAACAUAGCUUACUGCCACGAGGGUACCUAGGGGGACGCAAGGGCAUCUCUGUCGACCACCUGAUUCAACUACUGAUGGAUGCUAUCUUUGAUGGCUGGGGCCGAGGCCAGAAAGUAAGUAUGCUCCUGUUAGACGUAGCAGGGAUUUUCGACAACGUCUCCUACACCAGGCUGCUGCAUAACCUGAAGAUGGCACGACUAGGGCACUUCGCCGGGUGGCUAGAGUUAUUCCUUUCAGACCGACAGACCCGGCUCCAACUACCUGGCUACCUGAGCGGUAUCAUUUCCACCCCCACGGGGAUCCCCCAGGGGUCCCCUAUCUCCCCGAUCCUUUUCCUUCUUUUCAAUACGCCCCUUAUUCGGGCACUAGGAAUCAAUACCGUUGAGAGCAUGCGCAUCCAGCUACCGCUCUCGGGCAGAACCCUGGCAUUCGGCUGGAUUGACGAUGCCUGUACGAUCGCUCUCUCCGGAUCCUACGCAGCUAAUCAGUGUCUACUGGAGUGGGCACUCGAUAAGGCUGCUGUAUGGUCCUGGCAGCAUUCGUCUAGGUUUGCGCCGGAUAAGUUCGAACUGAUACACUUCCGGAACUCGCUGGACCCCGAUCCCGGGGCCGAGAGGGACACCCCCUGUGAUUACACGGAACUAUGGAAGGGACAGGACCUUACCAACACUAACGGGGAGGACGGGAGCGCCUGGGAGGUUCCCGUGGAACCCCCGGGGCAUGACCAGCUGCCAAUAAAGGAUCACGCAACGGGACACAUCAUUCGGCCAGUGGAACACGCUAAAUACCUCGGAAUCUGGCUCGAUAAGACUCUCUCCUUUACCACCCACUGCACCAAGGCGGUAACGAAGGCGAACGGAAGCCUCGAAGCCCUACGGAGCAUCUCUGCGUCCACAUGGGGCACGUUCCUGCUGAACACGCGGACCAUAUAUCUGGCCGUAGUAGUUCCUCAGGCGGCCAUUCAAGCCGUGCAGAACCCUGGCCGACCAUCAGGCCAGUACGUACUACGGGCUAUCUACGAGAGGAUCAGGUCCCUGAGAGACGGGGGCCUGCAGCAGGGAGAUAUAGAGCUGCGCUGGAUCCCUGCGCAUAUCGGUGUAGAAGGGAAUGAACGAGCUGACGAGGCAGCCAAACGAGCCGCGAUAAAGGGGACUGAAUUAAGCUCAGUAGGGCCAAGGGAACUGGCCGCUCGGCUAAUCACGAGGCUCGCAGCUGCAGCCAAAACUGACGUCCGCCGGAGAAUCCAGGCGCAGUGGGCGAAGUGGUGGGAGCGACAACAAGUUGGAAAACCUACCAAAUGCCUGAUUCCGAAGCCGAAUAAGAAGGUCUUAAGGAUGUACGAGGGCCUGAGCAAGCCCCAGACUUCUAUAAUCAUCCAGAUGCGCACUAUGAGGAUCGGAUUGAGGCAUUUCCUCUUUAAGAUAAAGCAGGUCGAUUCCGACAGCUGCAGUCGGAGAAUAAUGAUGAAACGCCUCGACUCUAUCGAGGGACUGCGUGGGCGUAUACAGGACUACGACGCAGUCAUGAACUACCCGCAGGCGAUACGCUACGUCGCCGAUUUCAUGCAACGAACAGGCCUCCUACAGCAGUUCCGAUUCGCCACGUUUAACGACGAGAAGGACGAGGAGGUCCCGGAACCCAGCACCCUCCUAGAGGGACUCGAUCUAAACGAGGAAAACGAUAGUUAUAUUGAACAAUAA
Messenger RNA from Aspergillus affinis, 4014 nucleotides. RefSeq names its product reverse transcriptase. The record is from RefSeq and is a predicted model, not a curated record. Lineage: Eukaryota; Fungi; Ascomycota; Eurotiomycetes; Eurotiales; Aspergillaceae. Gene Ontology annotation, molecular function: RNA-DNA hybrid ribonuclease activity; nucleic acid binding. The coding region runs from base 1 to 4014 and encodes 1337 amino acids. The transcript has 5 exons.